This is a messenger RNA of Fraxinus pennsylvanica, 480 nucleotides long. The record is from the annotation of a GenBank genome assembly. Lineage: Eukaryota; Viridiplantae; Streptophyta; Magnoliopsida; Lamiales; Oleaceae.
AUGAACUUCUGGGAUCUGAUGGCUUUGGCAGAGUAUACAAAGGAUCACUGGCAAAUGACACAGAGAUUGCAGUUAAAUGCAUGGACCAGGAUUCAAAUUAAGGGAAGGUCAGGAGUUGAUGCUUGUAUAUUACUACCUUCCCAACGGCAGCCUUUAUCCGGACACUUGAAUGGCAAGGCCGAGUUCGUGUGCUCCUGGAUGUUGCAGAAGGCAUGUGUUGUCUACGUCUUGCUUUUGGAACCAAGAGAAGAGCAGGCACCAACAGCAACUCACGUAGUAGGAACCUUGGGUUACAUAGCUCCAGAGCUAGUGAAAUCAGGUCCAACUAUGGCCAGUGACUUUCACAGCUUUGGGGUUGUCAUGCUGGAGGUGUCAUGUGGAAGAUGGUCUACAGAAAUACAGUUAGACGAUACACUAGGUUUGGUUGAUUGGGUGAAGAAGCUGAAUGAAGAAGGUAGAAUUGAUGAGGCUGUAGACUGA